UGUAAUCAGAGACUCAUGAGAGGAAACAGCAGACAGAAUACACACCAGAGCUUAAGUAUGAAGUUUAACACAGCUUUGAGUUUUGUUGGAAUCAUACUUCUCAACAUAGAAGGUUCUCUCUGCCAGUUAGAUGUAUGUGGUCAAGCCCCCCUCAACAACAAGAUUGUUGGAGGGGAGGAUGCAACAGCAGGGUCUUGGCCGUGGCAAGUCAGCAUUCAUGCCAUCCGCUAUGGAAGGCAUUUCUGUGGUGGGAGUCUAAUCAAUAAAGACUGGGUUUUAUCUGCAGCUCACUGCUUCCAGGAUUCCAUAAGUACCAUUGAUAUCUACCUGGGACGUCAGAGCCAAUCGGGCUCAAACCCUUAUGAGACAUACAGGACAGCCAGGCAAGUCAUAAAUCACCCUAACUAUGACGGUCCUAGUCAUGACAAUGACAUAGCUCUUCUCCAGCUCUCCUCUUCUGUGAAUUUCACUGAUUACAUUAAGCCAGUCUGUCUGGCGGCUGCUGGUAGUGUAUUUGCUGGAGGUGCAGAGAGCUGGGUGACUGGAUGGGGAACACUACAGGCUGGAGGCCAGGCUUCAGUCAUACUGCAGGAGGUGAUGAUACCAAUUGUGAACAACAGUGCCUGUUAUAAUGCUUAUGGAGGGGGCAUCACGAGUAACAUGAUUUGUGCUGGAUUGUUAAAUGAGGGAGGAAAAGAUUCAUGUCAGGGAGACUCUGGAGGUCCAAUGGUCAGUAGGAUCAGCUCCCUGUGGAUUCAGUCUGGCAUUGUGAGUUUUGGUCAAGGAUGUGCUGAGCCGAAAUAUCCCGGUGUGUAUGCCAGAGUUUCUCAGUACCAGGACUGGAUCAACUCUUACAUGGACAGCAACCCACCUGGAUUUGUCGAAUUCAACUCCAAUGGAUUCAGAAGUUCACCCAACCUCCUUUUAUUCUCCAUUUUCCUCACAUUAUCCUUUAUUCCUUUCAUCUUUCUUUGUUGA
This is a messenger RNA of Rhinichthys klamathensis goyatoka, 978 nucleotides long. Its product is annotated as trypsin-2-like. The record is from RefSeq and is a predicted model, not a curated record. The coding region runs from base 16 to 978 and encodes 320 amino acids. Gene Ontology annotation, molecular function: serine-type endopeptidase activity. Gene Ontology annotation, biological process: proteolysis. The transcript is spliced from 6 exons. NCBI's taxonomy places the organism in Eukaryota, Metazoa, Chordata, Actinopteri, Cypriniformes, Leuciscidae.